GACAGAGGAGACAGUCAGGGACAAUAAAGCACAGAACGCCAGAGGGAUUCACGAUCAUUUCAGUUUCUUUUCUGUCAGUUGCAUCUGAUAAAGAUAACUUCUACAACAUUUACAUACAAAAGAGACAACAAAGGAUACAUAUUUUGAGAAGUCAUUUCAGUUCAGCUUAUGCAAUGUUUUUUUGAGAAACUGCAAAGCAGAGAGAAGUAAAGUGAAGUUACAUAUGAACAGAAUGGACAGCUGUGUCAUUUCACCUUCAGAAGAAAUGAUUCCAUAUGAUCAAGUUUGCCGACCAACGUAUGACUUUUACCCGUACCUGACCAGCGAUCCAGAUGGACAUUUGGAGAGUGGUUGGGACUACCACACUGUUCACCCUCACCUCACUGAGCUGGAGGUUCCUCCGAGUCCUCACCUGACAGAACUGCAUGCUCCACCCUAUCCUUAUGGAGAACCCUAUCAUCCUUCUUUGGAUCCGGGGCUGGGGCCACUUCUGCCUGUGGUUCCUACUCAGUUUGCAUAUGUCUCUCAUCCACUGUACCCGCGCUCACCUACUGCCCCCUGCAGCACAGAUGAUGAGGAACCAGGGGGACGCAGCCCACCUUUUGAGGUGUCAGAGGGAGAGGAGGACCAUGAUGAUCACCAUCCCGGCACUUCCAGUGCCAUGUCAGGCAUGUCCCAAUCAGGUUAUUUUUCAGGCAAGAGAAAGAUGCGUCUUUAUCAGUUCCUCUUGGAGCUACUAAGAGAUGGGGAUAUGAAAGACUGUAUUUGGUGGGUUGACCGAGAGCGAGGCACCUUUCAAUUCUCCUCCAAGCACAAGGAGGCUCUAGCCAGCCGCUGGGGCCUGCAGAAAGGCAACAGGAAAAGAAUGACCUAUCAGAAGAUGGCCAGGGCGCUGCGAAACUACGGCAAGACGGGAGAGGUAAAAAAAAUCAAGAAGAAACUCACCUAUCAGUUCAGCAAUGAGGUGCUGCGGAGGGUGUCCGGAGAGAGGAAGUAUCACUAAGAGAUAGACGAGUACCACUGCUCUGGGCUGCUCCAUGCCAGAACUUCAGCAGAACACAGAGGUUAACUUUCCUCAACUGCUCAUCUCAGGGACUCUCGGGGACACACUAGAUAUUUUAUAAAGGCAUGGUAUGAAUUUCAUGAUUUUCCCCUCAUAUUUGCAAAGCUUAAUCUUACACACAAAUAUUAUGAGAAAUGCCUGACAGUGCUAUUUUUAUGCAAUGCUUCUACUCUCUAUAUAGCACUAUAUAAGUUUAUCCUGUCUGGAAGAGAAAUACUUUAUUGGAGUAUAGAUUUUUUAUUUUUUUACUUGUUGACAAAUUAUCAAAUGCAUCAGACACCCUUGGCCACAUGACAGAUUUUGUUUUUAAAUUGAGAAGUUGUAAAUACAUAAUUUGUAGCAAAAAUAAAACUAUUUUUAGGAAAGCUUAAAGCACAGUUACUGUUGUAGUCUGGCUUUCAUGACAUAAAACAUAGAAAUCAUGGUGGCUCAUAGAUACUGAUUUGCAAAGUUAUUAGAAACUUAAAUAUUCAAGAUUUAUAAAUUCUUAGACUUGUCAAAGCUACAACUAUAAAUAUACUAACAUUCCUCAAACACUGUCUAAUAAAAGCAAGGUUCUACAAGUAAAAGAAAAAUAUAAAUUUUACCUAAUCACAAAAUUUAAAAUUAUGCUAAAGAAAAGCUUUGUUUGGAGGAGAAAUGGACUGCAUGACAGAAAAAGAAAACGUUGCCGGUAAACUGUGAAUCUUGGGGGUGGAUAUCAUGCUUUACUGCUGUGCCCCCAAAAUUGCGCAGGUGGAAGAAAAAAUUAAUUACAAAAAUUCUAAAUCAUACAUCAGAAUACACAUUGGACUAACUAUUAACUAUUAUCGCAAAAAUAGUGAAAUAUUGUGAUAUUAUGCAGCAUCAACCUCCUGCUUAAUGCUACAAAAAAUCUGUUACAAAGUUUUUGUUUUUUUUUGGCCUAGGGUGCCCAUGUUUCCUUAUGAGUGUAUAUAUGUGAUAUUUGUGAUCAUCAUGACCUUGAGGGCAAAACCUUGCUAGAAUAUUUGAAAGUGGGUUAAUGUCCUCUGGAUUAGAAAACUAGUUGUCUGCUGCCCCCUAUAUGUUAAAAACUGAAACUGCACAAACAGUGCCAUACAUGAUCACCCUAGUUAAGCUCCAACAUAUUAUUAACAUUGUGGAGAAAAAAAAGAGAAGACAAAAGAAAAACAAAUAUUUAAACGAAUAUACAAUUUUUUUUAAAUUUUGUAAUAUCUGGAAGUUUCUUAUUUAUCAGUGUAGUUACAUAAUAUUUGUUUCUUUAGUCUGUUAAUGCUAAUGCUAAAUGAAUGUGACCGUCAAGUUAAACAUUCAGAUCAUUUAGCUAUAAUAUAUCAAAACAUUUACAUAAAAAAAUUCGAUAAAAAAUAUUAAGUUUACCAUAAAGAGCUUAACAAUUCUUUACUGGUGUUUUAUUGCAAAUCUAACCAAAAUAUGUGUUUUAUGUAUUUUUAUGUCCUAGGUUAGCACUGUCAUCAAGGUCCAGUUAAUAGCAAUAUUUUAAAAUAUAUUUUAAGCAUUUAAACACCAUAAAAACAAAUAGAAGUGCUACUAAACUGUAUAAUAUUACUGCUUUUACUACUGUAUAUGUGCAGCAGGUUCUUGCUUGGUGAGGCUCUCUGGUUAUUUGCCUUUCCCAUGCUAUGAUGUGUUAAAGUGUACUGCAGUGGUUUGCACAUUGACUAAUUUGUUUGUUUGUUUUUGCUAGGCAGGAGGGGAAGUGAGUUCUCAAAGGGUACAGUUCUGACAUUUUAAAAUUUAGAUCUCUAAUAGAUUUUUUUUACAUUCCCACAUCUACACUAUAGCUCCGGAAAAAAAUAAGAGACCACUUCAGUUUCUCUGAUUUUGCUAUGUAUAUGUUUGAGUAAAAUGAACAUUGUUGUUUUAUUCUAUAAACUACGGACAUUUCUCCCAAAUUUCAAAUAAACAUAUUGUCAUUUUGAGUUCUGAUUUAUUUGCAGAACAUGAGAAAUGGCUGAAAUAACAAAAAAGAUGCAGAGCUGUCAAACCUCAAAUAAUGCAAAAAAAACCAAGUUCAUAUUCAUAAAGUUUUAAGAGUUUAGAAAUCAAUAUUUGGUGGAAUAACCCUGAUUUUUUGUCAGUUUUGAUGCAUCUUGAUAUGUUCUCCUCCACCAGUCUUACACACUGCUUUUGGAUAACUCCUGGUUCAAAUAUUCAAGCAGUUCAGCUUGGUGAUCAUCCAUCUUCCUCUCGAUUAUUUUCCAGAGGUUUUCAAUUUGGUGAAAUCAAGGAAACAAAUUAUUUUUAAGUAGUCUCUCCAGAGCUGUAUAUGGCAAAAGUAACCACUCGCCAUAUUUUUGGUGAUGUGAGGCUUGGAUAAAGUUGCUCGGCCAAUAAAACCCAGUCUAUGAAGCUCUCUGUGCUCUACUGUUCUUGAGCUGAUCUGAAGGCCACAUGAAUUCUGGAGGUCUGUAAUGAUUGACUCAGAUUAAAGUCGGUGACCUCUGUACAUUAUGUGCCUCAGCCUCUGCUGACCCCUCUUGUCAUUUUACGUGGCUUACAUCUUCAUCGCUGAGUUGCUUAAUGUUUGUGAACAAAUACUUUUGGCAAUAUAGUGUAUAUAAAUAAAAAUGCUUCUAGGGUGAACCAACAAUAAUUAUUCAAUAACAUCAUUUAAACAACCCUUUAAAACAAGUAUGAUAUAGUUCAUGACAAAAAAAAACAUUACAGUGACAUAUCUUUUUUUUAUUAAAGUUUUAAACAAUGACAACUAUAAAUCUUUGAGAUACCAGACUUAAUGGCUUUUGUGGUUGUUUGUUUGACGUUUGAAAUGGGAAAAGGGGGACCUGAUUCACAAAAAAAUAAUAAACAAAACAAUAAAACGAGCAAGUUGAAAGUUAAACUGGUGUGAUCCUGAUUAAAACACACUUUUAUCACUGUGUCAUAUAAUACAGUGUACUCGGUGUGUGUGCGCUGUGUAUGUGCAGGUUUUAUUUCUAGAGAACAAGAAGUACUGGGACUUACUAACCCUUAUAAUCUACUACACUCCAGCGAGCCUGAGGUUUGGGACAAACAGUACAUCUAUUAUGAUGACAAGGUGGACAAAAGCCAACGGUUGUGUAACACAUUUGACAGAAAGGCUAGAAGGGCUUCAAAAUCACCAUCAUUUCUAUCUGCUUUCUUGGUUAAAUUAUAGGUAGUUUAAAAAUAAUUGUUCUACAAGACUAGAGCAGCUUCACAUUUACAUAGCAUCUGUAGAAAUCAAUACCAUCGUUAAAACAGACAGGAUGGGAAAACAGGACCGCCAUUAUCCCAGUUUGGAAUACUAUUACUGAGAUGAGAAAAAGAAGAAGUUGCACCAAAAAAUAAUAAAAUUCAACAUUCCCAGUCUUAUGCCUUGAAGUGUAUAUAAUCUGAUCCCGCUGAAGGCAAACGUUUCGGCAAAUUUUCCCUCCACUGUGCACUCACAAAAAAUCU
Astyanax mexicanus (Mexican tetra) is the source of this 4483-nucleotide messenger RNA. It is a transcript of the gene spi1a, whose product is annotated as Spi-1 proto-oncogene a. Gene Ontology annotation, biological process: cell differentiation; regulation of transcription by RNA polymerase II. Gene Ontology annotation, cellular component: nucleus. The transcript is spliced from 6 exons. Gene Ontology annotation, molecular function: DNA-binding transcription factor activity, RNA polymerase II-specific; sequence-specific DNA binding. The record is from RefSeq and is a predicted model, not a curated record. Lineage: Eukaryota; Metazoa; Chordata; Actinopteri; Characiformes; Acestrorhamphidae. The coding region runs from base 224 to 1003 and encodes 259 amino acids.